CAUGGGCGCGCCCAAUUACAUGAUAUCAUCACCAAGCCAAGGAAUGAACCGGCGCGCCGCACUCACUUUGGCCUGCAGAUUGGAAGAGGGCGCUUUGUGUGCUUCAGGUCAAGCCGCAUAUGCACUCCAGCUGCAUCUUCUGGCUCUAGGCGCUCUUUGGCCGACUCAGAAUUCCCGAUUGAUGCCUGGUUGCGUCGACGAAUGCCAGCGACGGUCGCGAACUUAGUCCUGUUUGCCUGCCGACCUCGCAUUUCGACAACCUUCCUUUCUCUCCACAACACUCACCCUUCCUCUUCACCCCAACGCCAACGCAGACUGAACCCCUGAAAUUGAGCGCCAUCUCUGUCCGUCCGUUGCCACCAUGGCGAUGAACGGCUUACAAAAGCGGACUGCAAAAGCUACCUCGGCAGGCAUCAGGCUCGCCUCAUACUUCUUUCUAAGAUGGGCGUUGCUGCCCAUCAUCCCGGUCAUCGUCUUUUCGCUAUUUGCCCUCUAUGCACCCGCCUUCAUUGCGGGCUACGGAAACGAGCUCAUCAGGCAGGAACUUGAGGAGGAGAGGGAGCUUUUUCUGAGGGAGACCACCAUCACGUCGCCACCCACGGUUGAAGCCCAAAACGGCAAGGCCACCAUCAAGGCCGAGGAGGUGACGAUUCAGGAGACACUUGUUGUCCCUAAAAGGCAUGAUGAGUCGAUGUUGCGAACUCUGGUCUCGGGGGUCCCUAAUCCCCGGACCCUCGUCUCGUCUUCCCUGACCUUCCUGAUCAACCUGGCGUGCGUCGUCAUGGUGGGCGACCGGCUCUUCCGAGAUCGCCUCACAAAUGUCGACGACCUGUCGUUCGUCAGACUCGGCCACGUCUCACACUUGGAGGCGAAGCUGCUGAUUCGCGAGCCCGAUCAGUCAAAGCUGCCUAUCACUUUCGAGUUGAAGAUCAAGAACCCCAAGCCGCCGUUUGAUAACCCCCUGUGGGAGAAGGUUGGCGGCGUCCGCUGGACCACGGACGAGACCGACUACACCGCGGUUCUCACCAUACCGCUGAAGCACUCCAAGCAGCGCACUUACGAAUGGCGAGCCUCCAACAACCAGACCGGGGAGUUCACUUCGGCCCCGAAGCCCGGCCAGUCACCAGAGCAGUUCGACGGGAAGUUCACCUUCCUUUCCACGUCGUGCAUUGUCCACCGCCUGCCUUACGACCCUCGGGAUACUGCACUUGCCAUCCCGGGUAUGCGCUACCUUGCAAACGCCCUCCCAACUCUGGGUGCGCAGUUUAUGCUCUUUCUCGGCGACUUUAUCUACAUCGACGUACCCCGCCGAUGGGGGAGCAGCACCGACGUUUACCGCAAAAGCUACCGUCAGGUAUACGCUUCUCCCGAAUGGGCGACUGUGGGACAGAACCUGAGCUGGAUCCACGUCAUCGACGACCACGAGAUCGCGAACGACUGGGACGCGAACACCACGGGGGUCUACAAUGCCGCCAUGGACCCUUGGAAGCACUACCUCGCCGAGGCGAACCCCCCGCUCGCCAGGCAGGCGGGGCUGGAGGGGGCCGCGACCACGGCGCGAGAGGGCGCCAGCUACUUUGAGUUCACCCAGGGGCCCGCCAGCUUCUUCAUGCUCGACACACGCUCGUACCGGUCCGGCAACAAGGCGCUGCCGGCCGACAGUCCCGAGAAGACGAUGCUGGGCGCCGACCAGCUCGAGGACUUGCUCGCCUUCCUGGCGCGGCCCGAGCCCCGCGGCGUCAGGUGGAAGGUCGUGGCCUCGUCGGUGCCGCUCACCAAGAACUGGCGCGUCAACACCCAGGACACAUGGGGUGGUUUCCUGGCCGAGCGCCGCAGGAUUCUCGAGGCCAUGUGGGACGCGGGCGCGAGCCUCGGCGUGGGCGUCAUCGUGCUCUCGGGCGACCGGCACGAGUUUGCCGCCACGCGCUUCCCUCCGCCCCCCGGCGACCGCUGGCCCGAGAGCGCGGCCGUGCACGAGUUCUCGGUCAGCCCGCUGAGCCAGUUCUACUCGCCCAUCCCGACGUACCGCCAGACGGACGACGAGGACGUGCAGCUCAAGUACAUCAACAAGGGCAACUCCAAGUUCGGCGCCAUCACCAUGGAGAACCUGGCCGGCAGCGACCAGGGCAGUCUGCGGUACCGCCUGUUCAUCGACGGCGUCGAGACCUGGGACACCGUCCUGGUCACCCCUCCGGCCCCUCCCAAGCAGAAAGCGCAGGGCAUCUGGGGUCUCUUCUAGCGCUCUAUAGGAGCUGGCUGCGGCUUUUGUUUUACACCCCUUUAAUCCCUCGUCAGCUGUCCCGCGAUACACCAAACGCGAAUACUGAACAUGCUUUCCAAAUCCUGCAGGCAGCAUCUCUCAGUUUAUCUCUAGCUUUAUUUUUAGUGUAUCUGUCUCCAUUUCCCCCUUAUAUCAGUAGCAAUGCUCUCCGGACCCUACCAGUAUCCCCAGACCGUCAUUAUAUCUCACACAGAACCUCGCUCUCUAUAUCCCUUGCAGCUUUCAUCAGCCUGCUGGACAAAGCAGAUCAUGUCGGGUUAGGAACAGGCGGUCGUGGGGCUUAAAAAGCUCUUUUGAUCAUCGAGGAGAAAACUCAUGUUAUUACCCUCUUGGCCCUCUCAGUCCAAUCACCAAACAGGUUCAGUGAACAAAAUACUCCACUUUUGUGUAGCUUACGUUCCCUUGGCUGCCGUGCCACCGUCAGGGCCGAUAGGGUGUGACGAGCAGACCCUAGCGCGAGGCGCCCUAGGGAGGCGAAGGAGAUCAUACAGGAGGUUACAUGACUUUCGUUGACCGGGGCCCACGCAAAUCUGCCUUCACGUCAUAUGUGUUGGGACCAUUAGGCCGCCCUCCUCCGGCCCACGGAUCUAUGGACCGGGAAUGACUGGGUCAAUAUUUCAGUGGCUAGAAGCUCAAGAAAUGUGCGGGGGUAUAUUGUUGCAUGUCGCUUUACUUUAUUAGUCUCAUCGCACUGUCCUAUCUAAACACACUGCGCCCUGUGUAAUGUAGUGUCUAAGAUGACCGCCCGGAUAUCAACAGUUAAGGUUUAGGGAAUGUGUCAGGUGGUAAAAAAUAGCAAGCCACGUCUGCUCGCCAAGGUAUUCAU
This is a messenger RNA of Gaeumannomyces tritici R3-111a-1, 3107 nucleotides long. RefSeq lists its product as hypothetical. The record is from RefSeq and is a predicted model, not a curated record. The transcript has a single exon. NCBI's taxonomy places the organism in Eukaryota, Fungi, Ascomycota, Sordariomycetes, Magnaporthales, Magnaporthaceae. Bases 362 to 2239 code for a protein of 625 amino acids.